AACCCUUUAAUAAGCCACGCCUAUUUAAAAUGGCUACUGGUUACAAGCUAAUGAGUGUCCCUGAUAAAAUACAACUUUCUACUGGACAAGAAGAUGGAACUAAGCAACCUCAACACAGACAGAUGAAAGUUCCUGACACUAUUACGUUGGGUGGUAGUAGAGAUGAUAUAUCCUCUAGUCACGUGACAGGAAGGGGAGGGGUCGGAAUAUUGUCGUCUUCAGCCGAAGAGCAGUCUAUACAACCAGAGGAGAUCCCUUAUGCUGGUUCAGUUGAUAUAAAUCAAAGGUUAGAGUCACUGGAAGAACGAGUGAGGAAGAUAGAAGAAUGGGAGGGGCUAAGAAAUAUUGGCCACACCUCCUCUGGGGGGCCGGGGAAAUUUUGGUAUGCAGUGACGUUUUCAAGUUGGAUGAUGGUUCCACUGAUUGUCGUGUUUUUAAUGUAUUACAAGAGACAAUCCUGAAACAUUUGACACAUUAAUGUUUAAUAAUAGUGUUCAAUAGAAAUGAUAUUAAUUAUGUUAUUGGAAAUAGUUUUUUAACAUAAGGGUA
Messenger RNA from Amphimedon queenslandica, 549 nucleotides. RefSeq lists its product as uncharacterized. Bases 30 to 461 code for a protein of 143 amino acids. The transcript is spliced from 3 exons. The record is from RefSeq and is a predicted model, not a curated record. NCBI's taxonomy places the organism in Eukaryota, Metazoa, Porifera, Demospongiae, Haplosclerida, Niphatidae.